Messenger RNA from Malaya genurostris, 840 nucleotides. Its product is annotated as NADH-quinone oxidoreductase subunit B 2-like. The record is from RefSeq and is a predicted model, not a curated record. Lineage: Eukaryota; Metazoa; Arthropoda; Insecta; Diptera; Culicidae. The transcript has 2 exons. Gene Ontology annotation, molecular function: quinone binding; 4 iron, 4 sulfur cluster binding; NADH dehydrogenase (ubiquinone) activity. Bases 114 to 758 code for a protein of 214 amino acids. Gene Ontology annotation, biological process: electron transport coupled proton transport; aerobic respiration; mitochondrial respiratory chain complex I assembly.
UCAAAACAAACGAAACGACGGUCGGUACUGAUGACAGCUUGCGUAACUAAAAUUUUCAACACAAUCCAGUCCUCGAAUUUAACAUAUUUUUAUUGAAUUUCGACAAAAGGAAUAUGAUGCGAUCUGCGGUGAUUCCGACAGUUUUCAACGGAUGGAAAACUAUUAUUCCUCGCGGGACCUUUACAGGUGUAAAUGUCACCCAGAUUCGCGAAAAAAAUACCUUACCUGUAGUGGAAAAGGAUAAACCGGAAAAGUUGUCUUACUCACCUUUCGGAACCAAACAAUCGAACUGGGCUGAAUGGGGUGUUGCUCGAUUGGAUGAUUUACUAAAUUGGGGCCGCAAAGGUUCGAUCUGGCCACUCACUUUUGGAUUAGCCUGCUGUGCCGUUGAGAUGAUGCAUAUUGCCGCUCCCCGUUAUGAUAUGAAUCGCUUUGGAGUCACCUUCCGUGCUUCUCCUCGACAGGCUGAUUGUAUUAUUGUGGCAGGAACACUGACCAACAAAAUGGCACCUGCUUUAAGAAAAGUUUAUGAUCAAAUGCCCGAACCGCGAUGGGUCAUAUCAAUGGGAAGCUGUGCCAAUGGAGGUGGAUAUUAUCACUACUCGUACUCCGUUGUAAGAGGUUGCGAUCGCAUAAUUCCGGUGGAUAUUUACGUUCCCGGAUGUCCCCCAACGGCAGAAGCACUGCUGUAUGGAGUUUUGCAGUUGCAGAAAAAAAUUAAAAGAAUGAAAGCGCUUCAAAUGUGGUACAGAAAGUAGACUGUUUUGUCGACAAUUUGUAUUUUAUUGUUGUGCAUAAUGAUUGAUAAGUCGAAAGUAUAAUAUUGAUAACUGAUUAAAA